CCCGCCCCACUCCAGUCCGCAAACCCACACGGGUUUCAAGUUUAGGAUUUGAUGUUGUCGCUGCCCACAGACGUUCGCUGGGACAACUCCGAGAGGCCAUGUGCUAGUCCCCCUUAGGAAGUGGGAGAAAUCCCUGCAGCUCGGUUUUGUUCCAAUGGUCUGUUCAGUGAGUGAUUCCCGUUUCCCCAAAGGCUGCCCCUCAUUAGCAUGAACGGGGGUGGGGGUGUGGAGAAGGGGUGGGGGGAGAGAAAGAGCAAAAGCCCAGGCUCCGUUUUAGAGCCUGGGAACCGUGCGUACGAAAAUGACAGCUAGAGCUUUCUGGCUCCUCUGUUUGAUCGUUGGAUCCUCUCCCGAAGCCCCAGUGGCGGAGAGAAAAGCGUCGCCGCCCCCCAACAGGAAGCCCGACCCCGGCGGCGGCCCGAGUGCGGAGGAGACGCCGGGGCCCCGAGCGCAGCCGGUCCCUGAGGUGCCGCGGCGGCCGCGCGCGGCCGAGGCCGCUCCCCGCGCUUGGUCCGACCCGCGACGCCGGAAGCCCCCGCCGCCCGCCGAGAACCGGGCCGGCUUCCGGGAGGCCGCGCGCGCGCCCGCCGGCCCGCCGAGCCCCCGCCUCGCGCAGGCCGAGAACCGCGCCUCGCCGCGCCGCGUGCCCGCGCUGGAGGACUCCCCGCGGCGCUCACGCGCCCGGGCCCUGCGCUUCCCGACCGCGCGGUCGCUCGCGCGCGCCGCCGAGGCUCCCGCCAGCCCCGCCCACCCCAACCGGCCGCGCGCCGCCGCGCCGCCCCCGGGGCCCGAGCCCGCGCCACCCCCGCGCCUCAGCCCGCCGCGGAGGGACGCGGAUCCCGGCGCCGAGCCCUGCGCGCGCGCCUGCAGGGUGGACCUGGACGAGCGCGAGUCCUACUGCGCGAGCGAAUUCGCAGUGAACGGAAUCGUGCAUGACGUGGACGUGCUCGGCACAGGGAUCCGGCUGGUGACUCUGCUGGUGGACCGGGAUGGGCUGUACAAGAUGAACCGCCUGUACAUCACUCCGGACGGGUUUUUCUUCCGAGUCCACAUACUAGUCCUAGACUCCUCCAGCUGCAAUAAGCCAUGCCCAGAGUUUAAACCUGGUAUUGAAACUGAUCUGAACACUUUAUAUACGGAUUUUGUGCCACCACUUGUAACUUGGAUGCCACAGCCUGGAAGCAGGUAUAUUGUGAUGGGCCAUAUCUACCACAAGAGACGCCAGCUCCCUACAGCUCUGCUCCAGGUCCUGAGAGGACGGCUCCGACCAGGAGAUGGAUUGCUCAUGAGUGGCAGCAGCUACGUGAAGAGAUUUAACCGAAAAAGGAAUGGGCAAGUUCAAAGUGCCGUUCAUACCCAGUGCGUUUGAAAAUGUACUACCCUCGCACUGCUGGAUUGUAAGAGACAUGUCGCAUUCAGCAACAAGACAGGAGAGGUCUGUCUUCACGGAAUGGGGUCUUCCUGUGGAGGAGGGCACACAGCUCCUUCUGGAACGGAUUGUGUAGUUCCAACUCUAAUCUCGAAGUCGCCACUUUAUUUGCAAAAUGGCUCUUCAGUGGUAUGCUUCUGAGGUCCCUGGCAAAGUUACUGGAGUCUAGUGGCAUUUAUUCACACAGCUCAGAUAACUGACCUGUCCAGUUAGCAGAUCACUGCUUCAUGUGGUUUAUUUUUAAUUAUUUUAAUUUAAAUACAUUCUUCAGUAGAAAGUUCACAAAAAAGCAUUUCCUUGAUUUUAAAUAUACAACUUUGAAUAGGUUAUAUCACAUUAUCAAACCAAGUUUCAUUCUAAAACCAUCACAUUUUAAAUUCUGUACAUAACAGCGCACUAGUCAAAAGACAUGUAUGAAAUGUCAUUUAGAUCAAAACACUAGGGUCAGAACUCAAGACAAGUAUUCAAGUUUUACACUUAAAGAGUACUAACGGGCUUAAUUCAAGCAAAAUAUUAUUCAAACAAGUGUUCCUGAUGUAACAAAAUGUAAGAAAUAGUUAUUCUCUUCCCUCCCUGCUCCUAAAAACAAUUUGUGCCAAACUGGCAACUGUCCCAAUGCUAAACAUAUUCUGGGUGUAUCUGAUGUCAUUUUUCUAUUAAGACAGAGUAUCGUGUUUGUGUUUGUAAAGUAGUAAAUCUUGCCUUGAAAUCAGA
Lutra lutra (Eurasian river otter) is the source of this 2143-nucleotide messenger RNA. RefSeq names its product chromosome 16 C17orf58 homolog (gene C16H17orf58). The transcript has 4 exons. Bases 302 to 1369 code for a protein of 355 amino acids. The record is from RefSeq and is a predicted model, not a curated record. NCBI's taxonomy places the organism in Eukaryota, Metazoa, Chordata, Mammalia, Carnivora, Mustelidae. Gene Ontology annotation, molecular function: protein binding.